AUGAAGAGACUUCAUAGUAGGCUGAAGGAAGGUACUGAAUGGGUCACUCCAUUGCCCCCACUUGUUGUUAAAAAGUUGAACAAAAGUAUUGAGAUAGCUCGAAAUGUCUCUAUUUCAUAUGCUGGACUGCAAGAGUUCGAGGUGAUUGAUAUGAAUGGUAUUCCAAGCAAAACAUACACUUUGAAUUUGGACAAAAGAAUCUGUGAUUGUGGGAUGUGGCAGCUGUCUGGGAUUCCUUGCCAACAUGCAAUCUGCUCAAUAUUGCACAUGAACUUUCCUACCAUUGAUAAGUUUGUAGAUGACAGGCCCAGAAAGGCUAGGAGGAAAGAACCCACUGAAGAGAGAAAGAGAAAACUUGUGUCUACACUUAGGUGUAGUCACUGCCAUGAAUUGGGACACAACAAAAGGUCUUGCCAACACAAUCCAAACAAUGCAGGAAUACCCAAAAAUAAGAGAAGAACAAUCCCAGCCAUGGAAAGUCAGUCAACUAAAAGUCAGUUUGGUUCAUCUUCUUCCUCACAGCAUCCACAGUCACAGAUGUAA
Mangifera indica (mango) is the source of this 543-nucleotide messenger RNA. RefSeq lists its product as uncharacterized. The transcript has 3 exons. Gene Ontology annotation, molecular function: nucleic acid binding; zinc ion binding. NCBI's taxonomy places the organism in Eukaryota, Viridiplantae, Streptophyta, Magnoliopsida, Sapindales, Anacardiaceae. The record is from RefSeq and is a predicted model, not a curated record. Bases 1 to 543 code for a protein of 180 amino acids.